This is a messenger RNA of Spodoptera exigua (beet armyworm), 3942 nucleotides long. The record is from the annotation of a GenBank genome assembly. NCBI's taxonomy places the organism in Eukaryota, Metazoa, Arthropoda, Insecta, Lepidoptera, Noctuidae.
CUGAGUAUCAAAACAAAGGAGCGAGACGGGCGGUCGCCGCUCCCGCUCGCCGGCCGGCCGGUGUCGCCGGUCUCGACGCGCCGCACGCACUCACGCCAGUUCGUGUUCGAACCGCGCUUAUUGAGGUCGUCCGCUGUGAGCUCGGUUACGAAGUUUAGUAACGCGAAAGGAUUUUCCUUUGUCCCGAUCCUCGAGGACCCUGCCCUCGUAUUAUGUUUCUACGCGAGAGCCGCGACCAGCCCCGGCCUACUGAGGAGCCGGAAAGCGCGCAGCGUGCUGAAUCGCGACGAAAUUUUGUCAGUUUUCCAAAAUUCUGUGACGGUUAUCCCGCGAAACGCGUACGCCGGGCGAUUUGAAAUUUUGAGUGAAGGUGUGAGAAGAAUAAUAUUUCGGCCACCGGACAGUGUAGUGAGGCCGUGAGUGUCCAACAAAUUAAAAAGUAGAGUGAGGACUGAGCACCAUGUCCACAGGCAAGCGACUGGCCAAGCGGUCCAUCAUCGGGACGCGCGUCGCGGCUUUGGGUGAUGACGGACUGUACUAUUCGGGGAUGAUCCACGCUGUGAAGACACCGGCGCCUUUCCCAGAGAACAACAAUUGCAUCAACUUGACUCCGAACACUCGUUACACAGUGCGCUUCGACAGUGUAAUGAUGAAGAACCGCGAGUACCGGGACGCCGAGCUGAUCGGGCCCGGCUUCCGGGGCAUGACCGGGGUGCGCCUCAAGGAAGGACAGCGAGUUUACCUCACUUACAACGGCCGGGAGGUGCACGCCGACGUCAAGCACCACGACUACAACACUGACGAACUGCACGUCCAGAUCUACUCUCCCACUUCUGAGGUGCGGAUCGAGUUAAAGAAAAAACUGGAUGACGUAAGGCUGCUGGAGUCACGGAAGUCAGCCAGGUUGGCAGAUGUGGACACAGACUUUGCUAGACUAGCAGACAUGGCCGGUGAUCGUCGUCGUUCCUCUGCAACCAUCGAAGUACCACCAAGCCCCGUACAAAGUUCACGUAAGCGCGGGCCUAGCAGCUCCUGCGACCAAGGCUACGGCGAGCGUGAUGAACAGAUGAACGAGUGCAAUGCUGCCCUCGUGCUGAUGUCAUUGAGCUGCUCCCCGAACUCACCGCGCCCCAGUGCAGGUUGGGGUGAUCGAUCAUCAGUGUCUCCAGGAGCCAGUAGCAGCUCAGACUCAUCAUGGCGCUCGGGCACACCAUCACCUCCACCAGCCUCUUCCUCCUUCAGCGACGAAGGAAUAGCAAUGGACUAUGAAGAGAUCCACCCACGUAAGAAAAGGAUAAACAGCGUUGUGUUUGUAUGUACCUGGCGGGGAUGCACGUACAGCACAAAUACUUGCUCAGCUAUUGAAGCACAUAUAAGAAACACACAUUUGGGGCCAAAGAAAGAAGGCGAUAGUGACCAUGAAGAGGAGUUUUACUACACAGAGAGGGAGGUGGCCGCCCCUGCACCGCCACCCACUCUCUCCCACCGAGACAUGUGUCGCCCACCGCAUGAGGAUCCUGAAUAUCAACGUCAGCUAGUAGGGUCAUUUAGACAAGGAUUACUGUCUACUAUGCAGAAUGGGACUGCACGGUCAGUAAAUAUUCCUGUUACUCAUCACUGGGUCAAUACGCAUUCGCCGAAACACAUGCGGUUAUCUGCAGCGAACGCAUCACCGAGCAGUCCAGGCCGACGACCACGUUCAGACAACAAGAAAUGUCGUAAAGUAUACGGAAUGGAUCAACGUGAUCUCUGGUGCACUCAGUGCAAAUGGAAGAAGGCAUGCACGCGUUUUGGCGAUUAGCGGUCGCGACGCUCGCAUGCAUAUGCGCGGGCAGGCCAAACAAAAUGAAUGCACAGUUGUAUUAAUGAUACAUCUAUUUACCCAGAAAAAAUGUAAUAUGACAAGACAUUCGCGGUGAGCGAGAACUGUUCCGCGAUUAACUCGUGAUUUAAUUGUAAGAAAAUUUAUAUUAUGAAUCAAAGUUUUUAUUUAUUAUAAGCAGAGACAGAUAAAUUUACAUAUAUUGGAUAAAAAUUAAUGGAGACAUAUUUUUGCUCUUUAUAUGUGGCUCGUGUUUUGACUGCUGCAUAAUGGACAUUGCCCACGUAUUUUUGUAGCGCAGUAGAUUCGCCUUAAUUGUGACGUAAAUGUGGAAUGCAAAAUCGUGUGACGCUCUCGAGCGGAGACUGUGAAUAUUAGAAUAUAAGUAGCUGUAAGUUUAGACUGAGAUGAAUAAUAACGUGUGAAACCAUUUUCCUUAACGAACGUUGACAGCGACGAGUAAUUUUAAUUACUGGUUACCUAUAUUACAAUGGCUUACUUUUACGGGAAAAACCGGUGUUGAUAAUAUUUAGAUUGAAUUUUAUCAUUUAACCGAGAAAGAUUGGCCAAUUCCGUCCACAUUUUCGAAUGUGCAGCAUCGAUUAUAUCGACCACGCCUCGUACAGGAUAAUGUUUUCACACCAUUUCUACUAUCCACAGAGUAUACCUUGUAUGCUCUGUCGUUCGACAAAAUGCUGUCGAAAAUACUUCAGUGAUAUAAAUCACUAAAUAUGAAAUGUAUAUUGACUGACUUAUUAGAUGAUAAUAAAAUAUAAUAUAUGAAAUUAGCCUAGUAAGUUAUCUCAGAUUCGACGAAAAGACUACUAACAUGUUUAGACUUAAAAUUUUUAUGAACAUAUCUGUGUUGUAUACAAUGAUGGUCCUACUAGAACAAGGAGACAAUACUCAAAAGAUGCUAAGCGCAUCCGCGGCGCGGGAGCUUCCCAUUGUGGUAUUAUCAACGACUCCUUUGCGUUGCCGUAUAAAUAUUACAGAACGAGUACAAGCAAGGCUAUGACGUCCAGGGAAAGGAAAAAAAAAGAAGGAAACAUCACGCUGUACAAUGUAAGAUGACUGCACACUUUAUGUACCUACUAUUGGAACGCGACAUGAAAACGCCGACACCGCGGCCUAAUGAAGACGUCGUAAAAACACUUAAGACGAGAACUGGACACAAUCGUGUCUUUUGAUACCUCUACGCAGACUGAAUGAGGACAGUCUAAACAACAUCACCAACACGUACAGAUUUGGAGAGGAAUGUGUAACGAGGACGCAGAAAUGCGAAGGAUUGGAAGGAAUGGCGAUUGCGAGAACUGCAAUAUUACUUUUUAAGUAUUACUGAAUUAACAUGUAAAUAAUAAUUAUACUAUAGUGAAUUAUAUAAAGAUAUUAUUCUGUAUCUACCUAUUUAAAAAUUGAAAGCAAUCUUUGGAUGUGUACAUAGAUAAAGUAUAAAUAUUAUUAUUGUUACUUAAUGUGAUUGUUUAAAUCGAACUUUUGUACGGCUUCGUAAUAACGAGUUUAUAACUUAUAGAUAUAAGGCACAGUAAUUAAUUUACAAGAACCGCCAUUAGUUUUUUUGUUUCGUCACCUACAUCACGGCAUAGUAAUAAUUAUUUGUGUUUGACAGUUACCAAGGUUUGUUGUUGUUGGUUGAUAGGUAGUUCUGGUUAUAAGUUAAAGAAUCACAAAAUGCUUUUAUUACUUAAAUAAAAAAUAACAGUACUAAGUUUACAAAUACUCCGAUACUCCGUUUUAUACCAUAGGUACGUAGGUACGCAUGUAAAAUUAAAAAUGUGCCAAUCGUAAAUGAUACAAUCACUGUGAAAUCAAUAUUAGACUAUUUUACACGUAAUGUGUUCAUGUGUGAAGAAUGUGCACUCGGAGCUAUUUAGUAAUAUCGGUGCUGAUACAAAUAACGCACAUAUUACAGAUUGUACUAUGUACCGUGUUCCAAGUCUAUUCGGUGUUAUACAAAUUAUUAAAGUACGAAUUCUACUGAUAUUAGAACCAUAUACGUAAAAACGAUACAUCAUAUUUCUUAAUCUCAUCCCUUAAACUGUAUAUCAAAUUAUUUUAGAUCUGAUCAUCCCAAUAGAAUAAUUUUCUAAGCCCAAAAA